AUGCUCUUGCCCUACCGCCGCCGCCAGGGCGGAGGCGUGCGGCUUCUCGCCGCCGACGGCGCCGCCUCCGACUCGAGCUUGUUCGACAAGCAGGCGCCCGUGAGCGACCUGUCAUACGCCGACAGCACGACGGGACGGCCGUGGGCCGAGUGCGGCCAAUACACAAGCCAGUGGUGGGGCGUCGACCUCGGGAGCGAGGUGUAUGUGGGCUACGUGCGGCUGCAGAACCGCAACGACUGCUGCGCGGAGCGGCUGACGGACGUCGACAUCUAUCUCGGCUCGACGGCGGAGACGUACACGGGCAACGCGCUGGUGAAGUCAGACGUGAGCGUGUUGUCGAACGUGAUGUUGGAGGUGGAGAUCAACGCGUUGGGGCGCUACAUCUACCUCAACCGGCCGUCUGCGGCGGGGCUGACGGUGUGCAAGUUCUACGACUCGAGCUUGUUCGACAAGCAGGCGCCCGUGAGCGACCUGUCAUACGCCGACAGCACGACGGGACGGCCGUGGGCCGAGUGCGGCCAAUACACAAGCCAGUGGUGGGGCGUCCACCUCGGGAGCGAGGUGUAUGCGCGCUACGCGCGGUUGCAGAACCGCAACGACUGCUGCGCGGAGCGGCUCACGGACGUCGACGUCUAUCUCGGCUCGACGGCUGAGACCUACACGGGCAACGCGCUGGUGAAGUCAGACGCGAGCGUGUUGUCGAACGCGAUGUCGGAGGUGGAGAUCAACGCGUUGGGGCGCUACAUCUAA
Messenger RNA from Emiliania huxleyi CCMP1516, 750 nucleotides. RefSeq lists its product as hypothetical. The transcript has 4 exons. The record is from RefSeq and is a predicted model, not a curated record. Lineage: Eukaryota; Haptophyta; Isochrysidales; Noelaerhabdaceae. Bases 1 to 750 code for a protein of 249 amino acids.